AUGUCUACAGGUCAAAGUGGUCUUCUUGAUCAAAUAUUACUCGAAGAUAUUGCACGUCAUUGUCCUCAACAGUUCUUAGCAUUCCAUCAAUGUAUGUCGAAACCUGCACCAGAUGCAAAUCAGUGUGCUUUAGAGCAAUAUAAUUUAGCCGGAUGUAUUAAAAAAGAUGUUCCAGCUUUCCAGAAGAUCCAAGGAGUUUGUUCUGGGAAGUUACAAGCGUACGAGGCAUGUUUGAAGAUGAAUGGCAGUGAUCAAAAGAAAUGCUCGCAAGAUUUGCAAAGCUUAAGAGAUUGUGCUUUUGGUUCUUUAGAUAAAUAA
Molecule: messenger RNA, 318 nt
Organism: Debaryomyces tyrocola
Lineage: Eukaryota; Fungi; Ascomycota; Pichiomycetes; Serinales; Debaryomycetaceae
Source: the annotation of a GenBank genome assembly